Chiloscyllium plagiosum (whitespotted bambooshark) is the source of this 1191-nucleotide messenger RNA. RefSeq names its product ribosomal RNA processing 15 homolog (gene rrp15). Gene Ontology annotation, cellular component: preribosome, large subunit precursor. Gene Ontology annotation, biological process: maturation of LSU-rRNA; maturation of 5.8S rRNA. Lineage: Eukaryota; Metazoa; Chordata; Chondrichthyes; Orectolobiformes; Hemiscylliidae. The record is from RefSeq and is a predicted model, not a curated record.
UCACUAUUGCCUGGUGUGAACUGAGCUUGUCGUGUGAUGGAAUUCUGUCCGCAAAAAUGACUCAGGAAAAGUCAUGCAUAAGCAUCUAAUGGACGAUAAAUACUUUUGUCAGUCCAGGGACUCGAAGACGGUCACAUUAAUUUGCUCAACCUAACUUGUGCGAAAGUGAACGGGACCAAAGUAGAAACUGUAGUCACUUGCUGAGGUUCUCUCUAAACUUACAGCAGGAGCAGGGCUCGGGCGGACUCUUUGUUCCGGGCUCUUCAGCUGGCGGUGGCGGAAGGUUGUGUGGGUUGCACUCGGCGCUGCUCCUACCGGUUAAGAUGGCGGCGGUUUCACGUGGAGACGGCGGAGUGGGAGCAGGACUGAGCGAUUCUGAUGGUGAUCUUGCAAGUGAUCACUUCUCUUCACAGGAUGAGGAAAAUCAUGAUUCAAAAACUGAACUUGGAGAGGAAACUGCAGACCUGAGUUCAACAAAUCCCAAUGCUGGCUGGGCAGAUGCCAUGGCCAGAAUUCUUAAUAAGAAGGUUCCUGGUGACAAACCAACCAUUCUUGCUAAAAAUAAAGAGAACCUGAAAGAAAAAGAGAAACAUAAGCAGGCAAUGUUAGAAAAGAUGAAGCAGCUGGAUAAAAAGAAAGAAUGGGAACAGAUGUGCAGAGUGAAACCUAAUGUAGCUAAAGAUCAAGAGACUGAACGGACUUUCCAAAGAAUAGCCACCAGGGGUGUUGUGCAGUUAUUUAAUGCUGUUCGAAAGCAUCAAGCUAGUGUGGAUAAAAAAAUUAAAGAAGUAGGUGGGUCUGAACAGAAGCGUGCCAAGUUACUGUACUCUGUCUCAAAGAAAGAUUUCAUCGAUGUGCUCCGAGGAUCAGAACCGAAUGUUCGACAGGGCUCAGCAGCAAGACCAGUUGAUAAUGUAAAAAAGGUUAAAGUUAAAUCAGAAGACAGUGCAGCAUGGAACAUAUUACGCGAUGACUUCAUGAUGGGAGCUACAAUGAAAGACUGGGAUAAAGAGAGUGAUGAAGAAGCGAAUGGUGAUGCUGCAGAGAAAAGUGAUUCAGCCCGAUGAACCCUGCUCUCAUCCUUACUACUUGGCACAAACCAAACUAGAGUAAUGCUCAUUCUGUGAAUGCAAUAGAUGUUGUAUAUGGGAACGAGUUGCCUCUUUAAUAAAGCGUUGUUUGUUUUCCAAA